Thalassophryne amazonica is the source of this 3276-nucleotide messenger RNA. RefSeq names its product transcription factor COE3-like. Lineage: Eukaryota; Metazoa; Chordata; Actinopteri; Batrachoidiformes; Batrachoididae. Gene Ontology annotation, molecular function: RNA polymerase II cis-regulatory region sequence-specific DNA binding; DNA-binding transcription factor activity, RNA polymerase II-specific. The transcript has 16 exons. The record is from RefSeq and is a predicted model, not a curated record. Gene Ontology annotation, biological process: regulation of transcription by RNA polymerase II. The coding region runs from base 454 to 2106 and encodes 550 amino acids.
GGGAGAAGGAGCUCUCCGCCGGGACAGAGGAGCCAUAAAGAGCCGGGGAGGGAGGGGGAGAGCUCGGCGCUGCCCAAUCCCUCUGCUCCCCCGGGACCGGCCUCCUUCCCGGCCCGUCCUCCUCCGCUUCUCUCAUCAGUUCAUCCGCGUCCUUUUUGAAGCAGCGCCUCCUUUUUUUAACCGCACUUUUCCUUUCUGCACAAUCUGCUGUUCUGAUCUGGUUCUCAGGGUUCCGGCUGGUCCUGCUCCUCUGUCCCGGCGUCAGGCUCUCUGGGUCCUGGUUCUCCGCCCUCCUUUAAGUUCUCCGAGCCGGGCUGGGAUCUAAAAGGGGCCGGGUCAAAAACCCAGAGGGAUCUGGGUCCGUCGCGUGGAUCGGGACCCGUGCAGGUGCUGCUUUGGUUCUGUUUGGACCGGAUUAUUCUGCUUGUCCUUUGGGCUCCCGUCAGGACUCUGAUGUUCUCCAUCCAGGACGGCCUCCCCCGGGGGGCCCUGACCAUGAAGGAGGAGCCGCUGCCCACCGGCAUGACCCCGGUCCGGUCCUGGAUGCAGGGCGCGGGGAUUCUGGACGCCAACACAGCGGCUCAGAGCGGCGUCGGUUUGGCUCGUGCACACUUUGAGAAACAGCCGCCGUCCAACCUGAGGAAGUCCAACUUCUUCCACUUCGUCCUGGCGCUGUACGACAGGCAGGGUCAGCCGGUCGAGAUCGAGAGGACAUCCUACGUCGACUUUGUGGAGAAAGACAAGGAAUAUAAUGGUGAGAAAACCAACAAUGGGAUUCAUUACAGACUGCAGCUCCUCUACAGCAACGGCAUCAGGACAGAACAAGACCUUUAUGUUCGUCUCAUCGACUCCAUGACCAAACAGCCCAUCCUGUAUGAAGGUCAGGACAAAAACCCAGAGAUGUGCCGGGUUCUCCUCACGCACGAGAUCAUGUGCAGUCGGUGCUGUGACAAGAAGAGCUGUGGAAAUCGCAAUGAGACGCCCUCUGACCCCGUCAUCAUCGACAGAUUCUUCCUGAAGUUCUUCCUCAAGUGCAAUCAGAACUGUUUGAAGAAUGCAGGGAACCCACGGGACAUGAGGCGGUUCCAGGUGGUGGUUUCCACAACUGUCAAUGUGGACGGUCAUGUUUUAGCCGUGUCAGACAACAUGUUUGUCCACAACAACUCCAAACAUGGCCGCCGCGCCCGCCGCCUGGACCCCUCUGAAGCAGCCACGCCCUGCAUCAAAGCCAUCAGUCCCAGUGAGGGCUGGACGACUGGCGGCGCCACUGUUAUCCUCAUCGGGGACAACUUCUUCGACGGGCUGCAGGUGGUCUUCGGCACCAUGCUGGUGUGGAGUGAGCUUAUCACCCCCCACGCCAUCCGAGUCCAGACGCCGCCUCGUCACAUCCCCGGGGUUGUGGAGGUCACGUUGUCCUAUAAGUCCAAGCAGUUCUGCAAAGGAGCACCAGGACGCUUCGUCUACACCGCCUUAAAUGAGCCCACCAUCGACUACGGUUUCCAGAGGUUACAGAAGGUCAUCCCGCGGCACCCGGGUGACCCCGAGAGGUUACCUAAGGAGGUGCUGUUGAAGCGAGCGGCUGACCUGGUGGAGGCGCUGUACGGGAUGCCCCACAACAACCAGGAAAUCAUCCUGAAGCGGGCAGCCGACCUCACAGAGGCGCUCUACAGCGUUCCCCGCAGCCACAACCAGCUCCCCUCGCUCACCGGCUCGGCCGCACACUCCAGCAUGAUGGGAGUGAACUCCUUCAGCAGCCAACUUGCCGUCAACAUCUCAGAGGCCUCACAGGGCGAACAAGGUUACUCUCGUAACUCGAACAGCGUGUCACCUCGCGGCUACGUGCCGAGCUCCACGCCUCAGCAGUCCAACUACAACACCAUCACAUCCACCAUGAACGGAUACGGAGCGGCAGGAAUGACCAACUUAGGUGUGCCGGGAUCUCCCACCUUCCUCAACGGUUCCACCGCUAACUCCGCCUACGCAAUCAAACAGAAGAGCGCCUUCGCCCCUGUUGUGCGGCCACAGACCUCCCCGCCCCCCACCUGCACCUCCACCAAUGGCAGCAACCUCCAGGCCAUGGCGGGUCUUAUUGUCCCGCCCAUGUGAACACGACUCUCAGCACCAACAGCACACCAACAGUGGCGUUAAACCCGUCCCAUCAACCUCCUCACUCACCAACUGCAGGUGCGAAAACCACAUCUCUGCACCAAACGGAGCCUCCUUCUUGCAGACAGGUGGCGUUGGUGUUGUGAAAACAGGAUUCAGAUGUCUCCAGCUGCUCGGCCUGCAGCCUCCGAGGAGGUUAAAGGUCACUGAUGUGAACAGCAUGUUGUGGGGAUUAGGGCGGGGCUCUGCAGCAUGGCAGGAGGUGGUUGUAGGGGGCGUAUCCACUGUGAGCUUCUUUUCACAGAUCACACAAACCAGUCAGUAUCACUUCAAGGGAAACAUCAUGUGACUGAGGCUUCCAGUGAUGAAAGGCAGCUUUAUGACAUCACACUAAGUGCAAAGCAGGAAAACAUUUCACAUCAUCUCAGAGCUUUCGGGUCAAAUGGUUUCAGUUUUGCACGUGAGCAGAAGUCUCAGGAAGAGAAGCUCACAGUGGCCUGAGUCCAAUCUGGAAAAACGAACAAAUUCCAAAUCUAAGCGCCUGUCAGUCAAAGUUGGUGGUGCUGCGGUUCUGAAGAAAAUAAUUUAUGUUUGUGUCUCAUUUUAAAGUUGGGAAAUGCAGUAAUUUUUAAGCUAAGAAGAAAAUGGAGAGUAGAAGUUUGUAUUUUUCUUCUUGUUUUUGUCGCCGGGUGGAUUUGAAUUCUGCUUUGUAUUUAUGACGGUUCUGGCUCAUUCCAUGUUGUCUUCAUAACAUUUAGAUCUUCUAAAAAGAGUGAAACCAGUGAGACGGAUGAACUUUUUUUUUUGGUCACAAUACGUUUUUAAAGCAGGAUACAAACCCUUUCCUCACUUUUGUAUAAAAUCUCUUUUCCGAUAUUGAACUUUUGUAAAGUUUCUCCUCGUCCUUUGUGUAUUAUUGUGAAAUGUAUAAUCACUUUCUUUCUUAAUGCACUAUUUUUGUUCAGCACUUAUAAGAACGAAGCAUCUUAGAAAAGACUCGCUGUAAAAAAAGAUAAAAUAUGCAGAUUUUUGUAAAGGGAAAAUCCUUAUCAUGUGAAUUCUUUCAUGUGGGAGGCGUCGACCUUCUGAGGGUUUCUGCAAGCUUAUGUACAAAACUAUAAUUAAUCACUUUUGUGUUUUUGAUUGAUUAAACUAAGCAGCUGAUUUUUA